Messenger RNA from Aspergillus terreus NIH2624, 828 nucleotides. RefSeq lists its product as uncharacterized. The record is from RefSeq and is a predicted model, not a curated record. Bases 1 to 828 code for a protein of 275 amino acids. Lineage: Eukaryota; Fungi; Ascomycota; Eurotiomycetes; Eurotiales; Aspergillaceae. The transcript is spliced from 4 exons.
AUGCUCCCCGGUUACACCGAUACAAACCAGCUCCUCUCCCGCCAGGACGGCAACAAUUCCAUCUACGGCCAGUGCUGGGGAGGCCUGGGCCAGGGCGAAUGCUUCCCCGCGAACCGAUGCGCGGGCAUCCUCUACACCAACCAAUGCACCGAGAGCUCCAACCACGUGUGCUGUCUCAACCGCGAAUGCACCGUGCCACAAGGCACAGGCUGGUGCAAGGACCGCUCCAACCAGACCUGUGCGGAUGGGACGUUCAUCUCGGGGACACAGGCCCCCUGGCCCUGUCCCGGUGGGAACUCCAUUCAAUGCUGCGUUAAAUACGCCGACAUGGCCAACGGCACAUCAUCGACGACAACAUCGUCGACGACGACUUCCGCUACCGCGACCGGCACUUCUACCCCCGUCCGCGAGACCGGAUCGAGCGGUCUGACGGCCGCGCAGAUCGGCGGGAUAGUCGGCGGGGUGGUUGGAUUCGUCGUUGUUGUGGCCGUUGCGACGGGGUGGGUUCUCUGGCGACGGCGGCGGAGGAGAAAGUGCGAGGAGGGCGCGCCUGGCGGUCUGUCGGAUGAUCAGGGCGGUAAAGACGCUGGUGCUGCGGUGGACACGGUGGAGCAGAAGGAGGAAGGAGGGGAGGGUGGCGGGAGGAAAGACGAUGUGCCGAUCUUGGAUGGCCAGAUGCGACAGGAGAUGGAUGCGCAGGGGCGGGCGGCACUGUAUGAGAUCGGGACCGGGGGGCAGGAUGUGAAGGGGGCGGUUCAGCGCCGCGGCGUGUCGGAGCUGCCUGGAGAGAUGGGUGUUGCGGAGUUAUCUGGAGAGCGGGAGAGGUGA